This is a messenger RNA of Sorex araneus (European shrew), 1969 nucleotides long. RefSeq names its product cyclic nucleotide binding domain containing 2 (gene CNBD2). NCBI's taxonomy places the organism in Eukaryota, Metazoa, Chordata, Mammalia, Eulipotyphla, Soricidae. Gene Ontology annotation, biological process: spermatogenesis. Gene Ontology annotation, molecular function: cAMP binding. The coding region runs from base 158 to 1969 and encodes 603 amino acids. The transcript has 14 exons. The record is from RefSeq and is a predicted model, not a curated record.
UCAACGAACCAGCUCUUUGCCGGCUGCAACCACCCACACCGGCCAGACUUGUGUGUCUUUCCAGGAUAGAAAAUCAAAAUUCCAAGAGACAAAGGAAUUUGCCAGAGCCAAUUUUUUGUCUCCAAGUAUCACAUCUGGAAGAGAAGAUGAGUCUCCUAUGCGCCAGUAUGGUUAUUCCAGAAUGACAACUACUUUCUCCGGACACAUCUUAUACCUGAAAGGCCUGCCUGAAAGGAAACUUAGUGCCUUCUAUAGAAAACUGAUGAAGAAGGGCCUGUACCAGCUCGUCACAGAUGUCAUCAUCAUGAUCCGAGUGUGUAAAAUGUUCCGCCAAGGCCUGGGGGGGUUUCGGGAAUACCAGAUCAUUGAGACUACACAGCGAAAUCAGCCUGUCUUCUCUUUCUGGGAUAAAAAGAAGGAAGGCCGGAUCCACUUUGAUACCAUGGACUUCCUUGCAGAGGAGGGCCACUUUCCGCCUAAAGCCAUCCGGAUCAUGAUGAAGAAGCCCUCAUGGAGGACGCACCAAGAGGUCCAGUCCCUCUGCAGCAUCCUGCAGAACCUGGACAGCUUCCGCAAUUACUCAGAGAAGCUGCAGCUGUUGCUGGCCAAGAUCAUGCGAUUUGAAAGGUUUGGCCGCAGGCGCGUGAUCAUCAGGAAGGGACAGAAGACCAACUGCUUUUACUUCAUCUACCUGGGCACAGUGGCAGUGACUGAGGAUGAGGAUGGCAGCAGCGCCUUCCUGGACCCCCACCCAAAACUGCUGUGCAAGGGCGACUGUUUUGGGGAAGUGGGCUUACUCAACACGUCCUUAAAGAAGGCCACUGUGGUCUGCAUGGAGGAGGCGGAGUUCCUGGUGGUUGACAGAGAGGACUUCUUUGAGUACAAACUGGAUGAGGAAGUGCAGAAGGAUGCUCAGCAUCGGUUUGAUUUUUUUAGGGCGAUGGACCUGUUUUACUCGUGGCCAGAAGAGAAGCUCUGGCAGUUCGUGUCCAUGGGGAAGCUGGAGAAGUUCUCCUAUGGGCAGCUGAUCUCAGCGGACUUUCGAGAAUCAGGCUCCAUCAUGUUUAUCUGCAAGGGCACCUGUGAAGUCCUGCGCCUGGUGGAACUCUCCAACUCCAUCUUCUAUUACAAAUGGAUCUGGCAGCAGCUGCAUCUCCUAGAGGCCCACUCCCUGAAGACUCACUUAAUGGAACCUUCUCCGGAGGAAAGAUUCAGGCAGUUCCAGAUCAGAUCCUUCCCCCAUCAGGACUACAGCCCCCUGAAACUCCUGCAUCUGCAGAACGCCAGGAGGCCCCCGAAGUUCAGUCUCAGUGAAAUUAAUACCGAGGCGAGCACCCUCCCAAGGACGCUGGGCCCGAAGGUCAACUCCAGGACUUAUCAAACUCUCAACUACCCGAUGAUUGAUACGAAACAUGGCAAAAUCCCCAAGGAGGCUGCGGUGGGAGCCUACCUCAGCAUCCGCACCGUGGAGCAGGGAGAAACCAUUGGCCUUCACCAGAUCCUCCUGCCGGAGAGCCAGCAGGACGUCAGGCCCCUCAUCCUCGUGAGCCUGGGAGUUGAGUUGAUUCGGAUGAGCAGAGAUCAGUUUUACAAAAUGUUCGACGAGGAGGAGAUGAAGAGAAAGCUGUUAAGGUACCAGAUCCAGUACCCCAGCGAUGAUGAGAUUUGCCAGAAGUUCCUCAUGGAGAACAGCUGGAAUGUCUUCCGGAAGGACCUGAUACGUCUGCUGGUGUCCUCUCCUAAGUGUCGGUCAUUUACCCCAAAAGCCCCUGAGAAGAAAGGGAUCUUCAACCCCAGGUCCGUGUUCUUGGAUUUGGGUAGCUUGAACAAGACAGACCAUCCAUACCCCAUUUUUAUGGCACCCCAGAAAUUCCUCCCCCCAUUGAGAAUUGUCCAAGCCAUCACGGGACCCCGGUACAAGAUCCAGGACGUGCUGCCUCAGUAUAAGAAUGCGGGCGUCCUUAUUUAG